GCAACCACAACUUGCCUGCAACCGCAUAUGGGACAAAUAAUUGCGAUAGGCGUGUGCAUUGUCUGGCAACUGGCGUUACAACCACCUCCACAUCUUUUGUUUUUUUUACUAUCAUCAUCUAACGAUACCGGCUCAUCUAUAAGAUACCCCACUCAUUCAUUCUUCACUAACACAUCAACACCAUGAACACCUCCCCAACACACGAUUGCAAAAGCGGCUUCCUCACGCAACUCUUUACGCUGCGCCGCAGGAAUCGAAACAUGCAUGUCGAGCCCUACAUUAUCCAUGAUCCCGCAGAUGAUGCACCACCACCACCACCUCCCAAAGAUUACAGGCGUGCAUCAGCGUCUACGCGGCACACUUUUCUAGGAGAAGAAUACAGUAGCAGGAAGCCCCUUCUAUUCGAUGUCGACCUUGACGUCCUAGCGCGGCCACCGCAACACGCAUCGCAGCCAAUCCCCGUCAUCCAGCAAAUGCCGCCCCGGGUUCCUAUCAAGGCAUAUUCACCUCCUACCAUACCAUUGACGCCCGAAGAGAAAGAGCGCCGUAGAUUGGUAGCGCAACGCCAAUCCCAGCUGGAAAAAGAAGCCAUGCUGAGGGAAGAACAUGAACGCCAAGAGACGAAACGACGUGAGAAAGCGGAGCAAGAACGCCUACAGCGCGAGGAAGAAGAGGAAAGGAAAGCAAUGCUGCAAGAGGAACUGCGGGCUGCAGCACUAAGAAAAGCGAGAAUAGAGAGAGAGAGGAUAGAAACAGAAGAACGGCAAUUGCAAGAGCUACGAGAGAGGAAACGACUAGAGAAAGAGCGGCGGCUGCAAUACACGAAGGAAAUGGAACAGUGGCGAGCAGAGCAGAUGCGGCGCGUCGAGUCUCAGUGCAGUGAGAAGGAAGAGGAGCGUAGACGAUCAGCGGAAGGGAGACGUAUGAGAGUUGCUCGCAUGAACGAGGAAUUAUUCUCCGCCAGUGGGACAGACAAGAUGGCAGGGUGGGUCACGGUACAACCGCCCAACACGCUGGCGUGGAAGAGGCGAUAUUACACAUUUGAACUGGGCCACGCAGAGUCCAAGAUGUUGCUAUACGGAAAUCCAAGGGAGGUUGUGAAUCCCUUGGACGUCCUCCCUCUACACGGACGGAUCGAUUCACUUGCAGAGUGGUACGAGGGCUUCGAGGAACUAGAAGCAAUCCCCCACUCAUUUGCUCUGCGCUUUGUCGAUGGCGUCGAAUGGCGGAUGUUCGCAGAUUCGGCAGAAGAAAAGGAUCGACUGCUGGUGCUGUUGAGUGAGGCGGCGGGAAUAAUCUUGUGAAUUAUCUGUGAAGUUUUUAUUCGUUAACUUACAAGACACGGCGAGGGAUGAUAUAAAUGUGUAUUCCUAGUAGCAGAGUCCAUAUGUAGCUUGUUCUAGUCCUUCAGCAGUUGUCUGUACAAGUACUACUUGCAAGCAAAUACGGGGACAAGACACAAAAGCUUGAAAUAAGCUCUCCUCAAAGUGACACUUGACAGUCAACGCCAGGCCUUCGACGCGUAAGUAUCGCUGUCACUGUGCUCUUGAAGCUGGACACUGGCAUAGUUGAAACGUCCU
Molecule: messenger RNA, 1580 nt
Organism: Suillus bovinus
Lineage: Eukaryota; Fungi; Basidiomycota; Agaricomycetes; Boletales; Suillaceae
Exons: 5
Coding region: 183-1304 (373 amino acids)
Source: RefSeq, a predicted model, not a curated record